AUGGUUAAUGACCCAUUUGGUCUUUCGUGGCACGAGGAUUCCGUUCGCAAGAUGAUUGAAGACAGACUGUUGAACCUGAAGUCUUAUCAGAUCCUACUAGAAAAGGUCGGAGAGAUCAAAUUGGCCAUCGAAGACAUAUCAAAGUCGAUCGAUCUGCCGCUGAAUGACGAGCAUAUUCCAUCGAACAGCGUACCUUUGGCUACAGCGCUGAAAUACGUCAUGUUCGUUAUCGGAAAGUCAACGUAUACGGGAUCAAUGGUAAUCAUAGAGGACAAUAUUACCGAUAUUGAGUCGCUGGUCGAUCGAAGCAUCGAAAUGGUCCCAGAAGAGCAUCACGAACGCAGUUGCUCGCAUGAAAUAUAUCUGCAAGUUAUGCCGCAGGCACUUGGGAAAAUAGCUCGCCGUAGUGACGAGAUCCUACGGGAGAUUGAGGUUACUAUGUCCAUGAAUUUCGGCAUAGCUGACCAGGCUGCCGGGUUCCAUCAAGGGUCUAUGUGGGAAGAGAUUGUUAUCCGCUACCAUCAACUCAAAAUGGCUCAAGGCUCAGUCGUUACCGACAGACCAGCGGGUAAUGACUUCCUCCAGGCUGCUCUGGACUCUGAUAUAGUCACAAGUCGCGAUAUCUUGUUUUUGAGGAAGGACUCUUUACUUCGUUACAGCGACACUUUUGUCAUGGCUACCCUACCCGAAAUGGACGGAAGAUUAGUGGAACAAAUGACGCCCUCACUCGGUUGUCGCAAUGAAGCGUUGGUCUCACUCGGUAUUCUACUCGCGAGGAGCUCGGUUGCGGAAGAACCAUGGAGUCGAAGCGCAAUGACGACGAAAAAGGCAAUGCUCGGCGACUCACGGCUGAUGUGCGAUAGACUGACGGCGUAUCGAGUGCUGCGUCACGAGCUGGGAAGUUCAAGUUAUGCCAACGCGGUUAGAUGCUGCAUCGAGAAAGAGUUCAAUCGAGAACACCUGGACUUGACUGAUCAGGACUUCCGGCAAGAGGUGUAUGAACGAGUUGUGAGACCGAUGGAGGACGAGAAGUACGGAUAUGUUUAAUGGAUAAUCCAAUGAUACUUGGCAGAGAUACUUGUCAAGCUCAAUUCUGGGACAAACUGCUUAGGGGAAUGUGGCAUGUCUUCCAUGCUAUGAGUAUUUGGCCUUGGGGUAGGUACUUGGUGAUAAUGCUCGCAAUUAGGUAGAUUCUUCGUCAACUGAACAAGAAUAGUCGAGGAGACAACAGAGAUUA
Molecule: messenger RNA, 1237 nt
Organism: Colletotrichum godetiae
Lineage: Eukaryota; Fungi; Ascomycota; Sordariomycetes; Glomerellales; Glomerellaceae
Exons: 3
Coding region: 1-1047 (348 amino acids)
Source: RefSeq, a predicted model, not a curated record